CGCCACCGACUAUAUCACAUCUCGACAUGCCGGUAGGUAUUGAGGCCUGGGUCACCCAAAUACCACCAAUCACGAGAGGGUGGCUUGUGCUGUCUGUGUUAAUGAGCCUGGCGGUGCAAUGCCAAUUAGUAACCCCGUUGCAGCUUUACUUCAGUUUCAAGGCGGCCUUCACGAAUGCACAACCAUGGCGAGCAUUGACCACAUUCUUCUACUUCGGCACAAUCUCGCUGGACUUCGUGUUCCACAUGUUCUUCUUCAUGAGAUACAGUCGAAUGUUGGAGGAAUCAUCAUUUGCUAACCGGAAGGCAGAUUACUUCUGGCUGUUAUUCCUCUCCUCUCUGAUGCUCCUGGCUCUCUCACCACUCGUGAACCUGCCAUUCCUCUCUUCGCCGCUGGCUUUCGUCCCCAUCUACCUGUGGUCUCGGCGCCACCCCAAUACACCAAUAUCGCUAUUCGGUCUCAUCACGAUCACCGCUCCAUACUUGCCUCUGGCUCUUGUUGGGCUCGCAUGGAUGUUGAAUGGCACCUGGCGAGCAGCGGCUGGUGACCUCAUGGGGUGUGCGGUGGGCCACAUUGGGUGGUUCGUCAGGGACGUGUGGACGCGGGAGAUGAUCGGCGGCCCAACAAUACUGAGCGACGCUCCUGACACACUAAAACGUCUGUUCGGGGAUAUUUAACGUAAAAGGAUCCGUGUAUGUAUUAUUGGUACUCAGUAGCAUUACCCUGCGUUAUAGACUAUGAUGUUCCCACACG
This is a messenger RNA of Postia placenta MAD-698-R-SB12, 753 nucleotides long. RefSeq lists its product as hypothetical. Gene Ontology annotation, biological process: endoplasmic reticulum unfolded protein response. Gene Ontology annotation, molecular function: ubiquitin-specific protease binding; misfolded protein binding. Bases 27 to 677 code for a protein of 216 amino acids. The record is from RefSeq and is a predicted model, not a curated record. The transcript has 6 exons. Gene Ontology annotation, cellular component: endoplasmic reticulum membrane; Hrd1p ubiquitin ligase ERAD-L complex. Lineage: Eukaryota; Fungi; Basidiomycota; Agaricomycetes; Polyporales; Adustoporiaceae.